AUGAGUACACAGCAGAAGAUUUUGUCCGAGCUUGCUAUGAGCCGAACAAUGUCCACGGCUGCCGCAGGAACAUCAUUGACUGAUGCCCGCAUAGAAUCUCUUGCCAAUUCUAUGACAGAAUUCCAUUACGAUCACGAGUCUAACCUCACAUUCGACAACUGGUACAGCCGUCAUGAGGACACAUUUCGGGUCGAUGCAGGUAAACUCAAUGACGCCGCCAAGACACGUCUGCUGCUCCGCAAACUCAGUGAUAGUACUCAUGCGGAGUACAUGAACCAAGUUCUCCCGAAGACCACACAAGAUUUUUCGUUCGACGAGACGGUGUCUAAAUUGAAGCAGCUUUUUAGUGCACACGCAUCCCUGUUCUGCAAGCGAUACCGCUGCCUCACGCUUAACAAGAAAGCUUCCGAGGACUUUCAAAUAUACGUUUGUGGCCUACAUGCACCCCAGGAUGCUGAGAUCCGGACCGCUCUGCUAGCUAAGCUGGAAGGCAACAAAUCAAUGACGCUCAACGAUCUCACCACAGAGUGUCAUCGCAUUAUCAACCUUCGGAAAGACGCUUCAAUCGUGGAGUGCCCAAGCGAGAAGGCAUCGGUCAACGCUAUCAAUCCGAUCAAGCACCCGAAGAAAUCAGUCGUCUCUAAGCCUGCAUUUAAACACUCACCGACGACCAACAAUCCGGCUCAUCGUAACAAUAGUGACAGCAACAAUAAACCGAGAACGCCGUGUUCGAAAUGCGGACAGCUCCACUAUGUUCGCCUCGACUUUAUCGAACUCUUCAACCUGUGGCACGUUCCCCUGAGCACGGUCUGCAACAACGUCACGACAGCAACCGGCAACGUUCAAUGGUUGAAAAUAUCGUUUCCGCAACUGUUUUCGGAUUCACUGGGUUGCUGCAAUAAAACAGAAGCAAAACUUUAUGUGAAGCCGGAUGUUCAGCCCGUCUUCCGUGGUAAAAGACCAGUUCCGUUUGCCGCACUUGAACCGAUCGAGACUGAGCUGAAACGAUUGGAAGAGUUAGAAAUCAUUUCGCCGGUGGAGUUCUCUGACUGGGCGGCACCCAUCGUUGCCGUUCGUAACAAAGCAGUGAACGGGCAGCCACCGAGAGUAAGAGUGUGCGCUGACUAUUCUACUGGCCUAAACAGCGCCAUUCAGCCCAAUCAGCACCCUCUCCCGCUCCCCGAGGAGAUUUUUGCCAAACUCUCCGGCAGCAUAGUCUUCUCGCACAUCGAUCUAUCGGAUGCGUAUUUGCAAAUACCGGUCGACAAAGAUUCCAGACAGUACCUCACGAUCAAUACUUAUCGCGGAUUGUUUGAGUUUAAUCGCUUGCCACCGGGUGUCAAAUCUGCCCCCAGCACGUUUCAAACGAUCGUCGACGCCAUGGUAGCUGGUUUGGAAGGAGUUGAAACGUACUUUGACGACGUACUGGUGCACGGAAAGGACGCCAAGGAACAUCGAGUCCGUCUUUUGAAGCUUCUGGAACGUAUCCAGGAGUGGGGUUUUACGCUGCGCAUUGAAAAGUAUUCUUUUUUCAUGCCGGAAAUCCACUAUCUCGGUUUCAUCAUCAACCAUCAAGGGAUCCGGCCCGAUCCUAUCAAAACAGCAGCGAUAUAUCUGCUGCUUGCACACUACGACCCUAACCUCGAAACGAUUGUGGCAGCGGAUGCAUUCAGCCAUGGAGUCGGAGCGUGUCUUAUGCAUCGAUACCCAGACGGUUCCAUGAAAGUCGUGUGCCAUGCCUCCCGAACGGUAACUCCAGCAGAACAGCGUUACGGUCAAGUGGAAAAGGAGGCAUUGGCGCUAAUCUUCGGUGUCACCAAGUUUCAUCGCUUCAUAUAUGGAAGAAAAUUCAGCCUACACACCGAUCACAAGCCGAUUUUGGCUAUGCGGACAUCCUAUCUAGGGCUCAUUGACCCGCAAGCAAAACCAGAUGAUGAUUUCGUUAUUGCUUCGGUUCAAAUGGAAGAGGACGUGUCUGCCACCGUAAAUGCAGCACUAACUGCUCUGCCGGUCACUUUCAAACACCUUCAAGUUGCCACUAACAAGGACAAGCUGCUUCUGGAAGUGAUUCAACACGUGCAAACUGGUUGGCCUAAAUCGAUUAAGCAAGUCAAUAAUGAUCUCUGUCCGUUCUACGCUCGCAAGGAAGGACUUUCUCUCGGGCGAGGGUGCCUCAUGCUAUCUGGUCGAAUCGUUGUGCCGAAAGUGUAUCGGCAACCCGUACUCAAGACCAUCCACAAAGGACAUCCCGGUCAAGAGCGGAUGAAGUCGGUGAUGAGGAGCCAUGUCUACUGGCCCGGCGUCGAUCAAGAUGUGCAAAAUUUCGUUUCGUCGUGCAGCGCUUGCGCAUCUGUGGCCAAAUCUCCGCCAAAAACAUUACUUUCGUCGUGGCCACAAACCAGUCAUCCCUGGCAACGGUUACACGUGGAUUAUGCUGGUCCUUUUGAAGGACAGUAUUUUAUGGUCAUUGUCGAUUCCUACAGGAAGUGA
This is a messenger RNA of Sabethes cyaneus, 2490 nucleotides long. RefSeq lists its product as uncharacterized. The record is from RefSeq and is a predicted model, not a curated record. Bases 1 to 2490 code for a protein of 829 amino acids. The transcript has 4 exons. Lineage: Eukaryota; Metazoa; Arthropoda; Insecta; Diptera; Culicidae.